Zonotrichia leucophrys gambelii is the source of this 1790-nucleotide messenger RNA. RefSeq lists its product as uncharacterized. The record is from RefSeq and is a predicted model, not a curated record. NCBI's taxonomy places the organism in Eukaryota, Metazoa, Chordata, Aves, Passeriformes, Passerellidae. Bases 342 to 905 code for a protein of 187 amino acids. The transcript has 7 exons.
CCCCCCCGGCGGGCUGAUUGGCUACCGGAGCCCCUCUGGCUCCGAGCGCGGGAGCGGAGCCGCGGGCUCGUUCCGCGCCGCUCCCGCCCCAUCCCCGCCGCUGCCGGGCUGGCUCCCUGUGCCUGCCGAGCGCCGGGACACCGCCGGCUCUGGAGCCUGGCUGCAGCCGAGAUGCGGUCCCAGAGGCGAGGGCAGCUGCCCCGCUCGGCCCGGCCAGCUCAGGACGGCUCUGAGGGCGGCGCUUCUCCUGGCACAGGACCCUGCUGAUUGCCCUUCCCAGACGCAGGCAGGCAGCUGGAGCGAGCGUGCCUGCAUGAUCCCUCCACAGCCCGUGAGAGGGAAUGCCUGGGCACCCCUGGGAGCCUGGCCCAAUCUCAGAUGCCAACCAGGCUACAGGUGCAUGCUGGAGGCAGAAGCUGGGCUGGUGGAGCUUGGGAGCUGUGUCUGCAGCUGGUCUGCUCCCUCCAGGAACACCAACCAGUGCUGUGUGGCACCACUUUGCAAAUUGUGAAGUUUUCUCCUAUGACCAGAAGUGGAAUUUCAUCUCACUCAGCUUUCUCUUCCUUGGUGUUUGUGAUGCAGUUCCAGUGCUAUCCGUGGCAAAGCAGGAAGGGAGCCACGGAGUCUUGCUUGUGUUUUGGGAAUGGGAAUUCAGACUGAGCUUCAUAGAGGCCUUGUGUUUCAGACCUCCAGUGAAGCAUUCGAAGAGCCUGGAGCGGGCAUGUUCCUGCUGUGGCUGCCCAGGAGUUUGCUGGGCCUGCCUCUACCCCAUCCACAGCUGCCACCAGAUGCCAGCAGACCAGUGGAACCCAAUGUCUCUCCUGCUAACAGCUGGAUCCAGAUCACAUAUGGAUGUGGUACAUCUUGUGGGCAAGCUCAAGGAAGAGAAAACAACAGCUCUCUAGUUGGGCAUGGAGCUCAGUCUCUGGGGCUACUGAAGGAAAACCAGCACCUUGGGGAACUCAGAUGUCCAGCUCUGAUACAGCAUUCCCUCAUGCAUCCAGGAUUUUUCUAAUGAUUAAUGCCUUAAUGCUAGUAUGUUGGUAAGGAAAAAAAAUCCCACAAAUAACAUAUUUUCCUUUUUUUUGGUAUUUUUUUUCUCCUUUUGUGUUCUUAAUAGCUGCUGGGAAGCAGAAAACAGCCACAUGUGAUUUUGUAUUUAAUAAUUCUGAUUAUCUUUACACCUCUUUUUCAUAUGAGCAUAUCUUUUUUUGCAACUUUCUUGUAAUUUAUCUUGAUUUUUUGGUCUACUUUUUAAACAGGUUAUUCAUAUUCUGGCUUAGUUCUUUAUCUGAAUUUAAUAUAACAGUGUCCCCCAAUUUUAGAUAUUUGACUAGAAAAAGAUGGUUCUCUGCUAGUGUUAAGCCUGAUUACAUCUGAAUUUUAUUGCAUGGGAAAACUCUUUCAUAUAUAAACUCAAUCCCGCUAUUGGUAUUUCAAAUCUUUCUGUCUUAAAGCACUGCAGUAAUGCCCCAAGCCUGCAAUCAGACCCAUGUAAGGUAAACUACUCUAUUGACAACAUCCCCCUCAAGUCAGACAGCUCUCAACAUGCACCCACACCCAGCUGUAGAAGACAGAACACCUUUCAUAUUUAGAUUAAGCCCCAGACAGCACAAUCUUCCUAAAGCAAAAUGCCAUUGAUAGUCUUUGGCAAUAGCCUGCUAAAUAGCAAGGGCCAGUUUUUCAAUAUAAUUUUCCCCAUCACAGCAUCUUAACAGAAAUUAUUUCUCUUAUACAUCAAUCUUUAAAUGAGCAGCUUGGUUACAGGAAGUCUAAAGUUGUCAGUAAUA